Messenger RNA from Leptosomus discolor (cuckoo roller), 555 nucleotides. The record is from RefSeq and is a predicted model, not a curated record. Lineage: Eukaryota; Metazoa; Chordata; Aves; Leptosomiformes; Leptosomidae.
UCUGCAAUCAUUAACAGGAUUCAGUGUAGGAUUGUGGCGUUAGAUCUCCGGGGCCAUGGAGAAACAAAAGUGAGGAAUCCUGAAGAUCUGUCUGCAGAGACUAUGUCAAAAGACGUUGGAAACGUGGUGGAAGCUCUGUACGGGGACCUGCCUCCCCCUAUCAUGCUGAUCGGGCACAGCAUGGGGGGCGCCAUCGCCGUGCACACGGCGGUGGCAAAUUUGGUGCCCAGCUUGCUGGGUCUGUGCAUGAUCGAUGUGGUGGAAGGUACAGCCAUGGACGCGUUGAACAGCAUGCAGAACUUCCUAAGGAGUCGUCCCAAAACAUUCAAGUCGCUUGAGAAUGCCAUUGAGUGGAGUGUAAAAAGUGGACAAAUAAGAAAUCUUGAAUCUGCCAGAGUCUCUAUGGUCGGUCAAGUCAAACAGUGCGAAGGGGCUGCCAGUCCUGAAUGUCCUAAAGCCAUAGUGGAGGGUAUUAUUGAAGAAGAGGAGGAGGAGGAAGAGGAUGAGGAAGGCGGAGGCUCUGUCAACAAGAGGAAGAAAGAAGAUGACACGGAG